Messenger RNA from Aspergillus tubingensis, 1098 nucleotides. RefSeq lists its product as uncharacterized. The transcript is spliced from 5 exons. The record is from RefSeq and is a predicted model, not a curated record. Lineage: Eukaryota; Fungi; Ascomycota; Eurotiomycetes; Eurotiales; Aspergillaceae. Bases 1 to 1098 code for a protein of 365 amino acids.
AUGACUUACGAAGAGAAUCGGUACUGGAAGAAUGUCCUGACCAUCGUACCCAUCAUUGGUGCUGCUCUGGCCACCGUUUCGUAUGUCCUGCGAUUAUAUUCGCGGCGCUUCACCACCGCCGGUCUGAAAGUAGAGGACUGGUUGAUGGGCGUGGGCUUGAUUCUUUCCUACUGCGCAACCGCCUUUGUUGUGGACACCGCAUUCAAUGGCGUGGGUUUACCAGUUAGCUCUCUGCCGGCCGACGAACGGCGACGUAUUCAAUUUGGUUCAUGGAUGAUUCAGAAGUUUUGGGCGCCGUCCGCUGCGUUUGUGAAGAUAUCGAUCGUCGUGUUCCUGAAGCGUCUACUGGGAACGGUGCGCGCGUAUGCAAUUAUCUCGAAUAUCCUGAUUGGCUUUAUUGCCUGUUGGGCUGUCACGGCACUGCUUGUGAACAUUUUUCAAUGUACUCCAGUUCAGUACUACUAUGACAAGGAUCUCAAGGGACAUUGCAUGAGCGGCCAGCGAGCCUUCUUCCAGGCGAUGGGAGCGUUUUCUUUGGUUGAGGAUGUCAUUGUGCUGUGUCUACCCACACCUAUUGUUUGGGGGCUACAGAUUACCUUUCGUCAGAAAAUUGCUGUGACGCUCGUGUUCUCCCUGGGUGGACUGGUCUGUAUAUUCAGUCUGAUGCGUCUGAUUGAGUUCCGUAAUUUCGUCACCACCGACCUGGCUUCCUCAAGCGCCAAAGAAUCCGUCUGGACUUGUCUCGAACUCGAUGUAGCUAUCAUUUGUGGCUGUCUGCCUCUCAUGAAGCCUCUGAUUCAGGGCUUCCUCGGCAAAGUGCGAAGCGGAGUCUCCAAAGCCCGUUCCCACCCGUCAUCCGGCACGAAGCUAUACUUUCCCAACGGCACCACCCACAACAACGAUGGAUUUCGCCAGAUCAACGAUCCGUUGAGCUCCAUGGCCUCCAAGAACGCUCAUAUCGCUGCCGACGAGACUCGAAGAAGUUCCGACGUUGAGCUGCAGGGCAUCGCGGUAACCACCCGAAUCGACCAGGAUAUCGACCGCCCGCGUACCGGAAAUUCGACAGAUGUCUCCGCCGAACACGUGUGGCCACGGUGA